CGUCGUUGUAAGCUUCAUAAAGGCGUUUGUCGCGCCAAGAGGUAACACGCAAACUGUUGGUUGUGUGUAGCCAGUAUCACAUCGUUUUGAGCUUUAUACGCUAUUUUUAUAUUUCUGCGUGUUUUGUAUUCUCGUAUACUCUUCCCUGUGAUGCCUACUAGUCUAUUUACCGAGAUGGAACGCACCGGCGGUGGUUUAGAAGACCAAAGAGCUCUACAAAUAGCACUUGAACUGUCUAUGCUUGGUUUGAACGAAUCCGGCAGUACAAAUGGCGAAGAAGAUUCUAUGUCAACCAACUUUGGUGAUCGCAACAGGAAAAGCUCAAACAUGACCGAGUGUGUGCCUGUACCAAGCUCUGAACAUGUUGCAGAGAUUGUUGGACGACAGGGUUGCAAAAUCAAAGCGCUGCGAGCGAAGACCAACACGUACAUCAAGACGCCGGUGCGCGGCGAGGAGCCCGUCUUCGUCGUCACCGGCCGCAAGGAGGACGUCAACGCCGCCAAGCGCGAGAUCCUGUCCGCCGCCGACCACUUCAGCCAGAUCCGCGCCUCGCGCAAGAACGGCAUGAGCGGUGGCGGAAACGGCGGCGGCGGCAUGGGCGUCGGCGGCGGCGGUCUGAGCGGCGGCAGCGGCGGCGGCCCGCCGACCCCGAGCGCGCCGGGCCAGACGACGAUCCAGGUGCGCGUGCCGUACCGCGUCGUCGGCCUCGUCGUCGGCCCGAAGGGAGCGACGAUCAAGCGCAUCCAGCAGCAGACGCACACGUACAUCGUGACGCCGAGCCGCGACAAGGAGCCAGUCUUCGAGGUGACCGGCCUGCCGGACAACGUCGAGAGCGCGCGCCGCGAGAUCGAGGCGCACAUCGCCGCGCGCACGGGCGGCGCGCCCGACGGCGGCGACGACGGAGGCGGCGGCGAUUACCACGGCAACGGCAUGAGCAAUGGUAGCGACACGUACGCCGGCGGCGGCGGCGGCAGCGACCUCGUCGGGGGCAUCUACAAGCCCGGCUCCACCAACUCUGCCUUCACCUCCUACCGAGAUAGCAAUAAUAUCUUCAGCCCGUCGUCGACGCAGGACGCGAGCAUCUUCACGUUUCCCGGCAUCAACGGCGUCUCGACGAAGCUCGCCGGCAACGGCGGAUUCGGCGCCGGCGACUCGUUCGGCGGCGGCGGCGGAUUCGGCAUGUACGACAACGACGAGGGCAUCGGGUCGCCGAGCUUCGACCCCGUGCAGACGACGGCGACGAGCAUGUGGCCUGCAGGCGCCGUGACGCUGUUCGGCAGCACGAGCACGAGCAGCAGCUUCCUGCAGCGCAGCAGCAGCCUCGGCAACGGCGGCGGCAGCGGCGCGAGCCCGCAGCGUCUGUCGCCGACGUCGCUCAUCGACGUGGAUCCGCCGCACCAGCCCGCGCGGCGCCUGCACAGCGACCCGAUGAGCAGCGGCGGAGGCGGAGGCGGCGGCGGCGGGGGCAUGGCCGGCCUGCCGUCGUUCACACCCUUGCCAAAUGGUAACGUCAAGUUCCACCACUCUUCAAGUGCCAACGGCAGCAUGUCGAGCAGUCCGACCGACUCGACGGGCUCGCGGCGCAAGAGCGGCCGCGACUGCAUCGUCUGUUUCGACAGUGAGGUGGUCGCGGCGCUCGUGCCGUGCGGCCACAACCUGUUCUGCAUGGAGUGCGCGAGCCGCAUGUGUGACAAGCCGGACGCCGAGUGCCCCGUCUGUCACAACCCCGUCUCUCAGGCCCUGCGCAUAUUUUCGUAACUUCUCCCCGCCGCCCUCGCGCGCCCCUCCUUCCGCGCACGUUUCCCCCGCCCUCGGCCGUUCUGGUCCUUCCCUCUGCCCCUUUCCCCCCGCCCCCGCCCAAGAUCGCGUUCUCGAACCAUGCACAUAAUUGAGAUUAACCUUGUUGCUUCUUGCCCCCUGCCUCCCAGACUUCUCCCCCUUCUGUCCCCCUUAAAGGCAUCUGUUUUGCGCAAAGGGUUCCCGCUCUCGCCCGGACCGGCUGUUGAUAAUAUUCAGAGCAUAUAAAUUUCUACAUGCAUCGAAAAAGUAAGAAUGAACACAAUGAAAAGAUCUAUACGUUACUUAUAGCUGGGAAAAGCUUUAUUGCAUGCCAGUCGCCGAUGGUCAGAGUCUGUCGGACAAACGUCAUACAGUCAAGAGUACUUUAGUUUGCUAGGCAAAUGUUGACCACUGGUGAUAGGAAUGGCCUAAAAAUUGCCAUUUUGUAUCUCAUUCAUAGUGACGUCACUAAUUGCGUUCAGCAACGAAUGCAUAUGGCAUUCAGCUUGGAAUGCAUAUGUUAUGAGAUUUAGUUUAAUAUAUUUUACCCAGCAGAUGUUUUAUAGUCAAAAGUACUUUAUUUUAUUCUAUAUAAAUGAUAAGAGCCCAGAGAUGGGACUUUGUAUGUGAUCAAAAGACACCAGAGAAAACAGAGUAAAAAAAGCUUUCGUACCGCAUUUGUAUAGUAGCGACCGACUUGUAUGAUUUGUUGCACAUGUUAGUUUAGUAUUUCUAUUUUAAUAUAUUAUUUACUACCGUUUGUGUAUAUGUAGGUGUGAUGACAGAAUCUACAGAAUUUUAUUUUGGAGCCAAACAGGCCUGGUGUACCGAUAUGUAUCUGCUGACAUUAUAAGAAAAUUAUUGUUUUAUUUUUCUGCUCUUGAUAAGUAGGGAAGACGUUUUCUUCAGUAAAUAUUUUGUUACACACUGCUUAUGUUAUGCUUCUGGCGGGCGCGCGCCGUUUUGCCUCCCGCACCAAACCCCUGCAACGACCGCCUUCCUGGCUACUGCAGGCCAGCAACGCGGCGGGCUGCACGGCACACGCGCGCCAGAUUUUGUGUUAAAUUUAUUUUGCCAAAUAGUCUUCCACCUUGUCGGAUGUGUUUAUUAAGCAUCUCAAAUCACAGAGACAGGAAAUAGCAAGAUACUGUGUCCCUGAGUACGAUUGUGUGGUACUGUCGUGGGUGCAGAUUGCAUUAAUUGGUGCAUUCGAAAGCUGUAUAACCCUAUUUAGCACAAGCUUCAUAAAUAUAUAAUUGUAUAUGUAUAUCAUAUCCAGCACGUUUGUGACAUAUGUAGUUUAUUCUGUAUAUGCACAGUUUACAAGACAAUAUGAUAGUCGCCGUAUUAAUGCAAGAAACCAAAAAAUUGGAACAUUGCGAAUUAAUCAGGGAGGCGGAGUGCAUUAGGUUGAAUGCAGCUGGCUCAAAUAUUUAUAUUACGCAAUAAUCAAAAUUUAUGCAAAGUAUGUCUCAGUGUGUAUGGGCUGCCUAGUGCGUUCUAUAAAAAAGUGUGGUAUUGUAAGUUCGUAAAUGAUUGAAUGUUCCGUAUCAAACUGCGUGCGUGCGCGUGCUGUGUCCGUCGUCGUCGUCGUCGUCAUCGUUGUCGUAUCGCCGUGCGACUAAGGUGUUGCAAUUCAGGUGUUGUGUCGAUGUGUAAGUUGUGGUAGAGAAGUAAAGCAUUUUGUCAGAAUAGCUACAUGCCGACGCAUUCGCCGGACGCCCGCUCGUACGUGCUGUAUCCCAACGCGCCGAUCUCCGGGUGGCGGCGACACCUGCUGGCGACGGCCUCCGGUGGCGCCCCUAUAGUGGCGCGCUCGGGUUGUGAGGGCUUCUGCCCGCCUCUCUCGCACGCGGCCAUCAUGCCAGUACAGCACGGGAAGCUAUGUAUGUGUGCGUGUGCGUGUACGUGUGCGUGUGGCUCGAGUUGAAAUCCCGGUUUGUGACACGCGCUGCUCGUGAGGGUUAGUGACUGCGAGGUGAAAUCGAAUGCACCUGGGCUCCGUAUAUAUUAAUCACCAAGGCCGCUGUACUGUUGUGAAUCAUAUCUGUAGGGAAGGAAACAAGAGCGAGCGAGUGAACGCGUGUGUGCGCGGGAGCGAGAGCGUGAGCGUGAGAGAGAGAGAGAGAGUGCGAGUGUGAGAAAGCUGGUUCUUGUGUAUUGGCAUAAUGAUGAGAUAUAUAUAUAUAUAUAUGUUUCUCGCAGAAAUUCUCCACCAGCGUGAGCGCCGCUCAACUCGCGCGCGUGCGUGCGGGCGUUGUUGAGCGCGCGCGUGUCUAAUUCUGUGUGCGUGCGUGUGUGUGUCUGUGCGUGUGAAGAUCUCAGUCGGAUCAUCAGUCGCUGCUGCUGAAUUCGUUUUAAUUCCCUCUCUCUCUCAUCAGUUCUUCAUAUUCUUGCCUUUUUCUAGGGUGAUGAUACUAUUGUACACGUGUUUAGAAGAGUAUUUAAGCUGCAGACUACGCGUUUUUUAUCGUGCGAGCGGAGACAUAUAUGAAUUUUUGAGGGGCGCAUUCAGCGAGGUUCGGGGCGCCGACGUCACGUGCACGGACGCGCUCCGCAUCUCGCCCGCGCGUAUAAAUUAUGAUAAUAAUAAAGUCGAGAGAAAGUUUAAUCAAUUAUCAAUUCAGUCGAGAAUGACGGCGAUGCUCCUUGGUGUUCGCAGACUUCGUGCACGCGCGCGUGCGUGCGAGAUCUGUUAGAUUUGUCGCUGCAGGCACGCGCGCGCGUGUGUGCACCCCGCGUCCCUGCCGUCGGAAUGCAAUGCUUUCUCUUUGUUGAAGCUGGUUUGAGAGAUUCUUCUAUCUUACAACGUUGUCAAAAAUAUGCAAUACUGUUGUGCUUUUAGACAUAUUCAAGUCAUCAAAUGGCUUUUAGUUUCUCAUGUGUUCCAGGGUUGUGUAACUAUGGUUUGUUGGCCGUGUUCCCAACGAGAUAAUGAUAAAAUAUUAUAGUUCCAUGCUGAAUAAUAAUUUCCAUAUAUUUUUAUUAUUCAUGUUUAUUAUCCUAUGAACAAAUGUAUUUUGGAGUUUAAAGAUUACCUCUUUUGUGUGAGAGUUUAAACGUACUUAAAAAUAAUAAUAUAUGUUAAUUUUUCAUCAAAUA
Priapulus caudatus is the source of this 4881-nucleotide messenger RNA. Its product is annotated as RNA-binding protein MEX3B-like. Lineage: Eukaryota; Metazoa; Priapulida; Priapulimorpha; Priapulimorphida; Priapulidae. Gene Ontology annotation, molecular function: RNA binding. The transcript has 2 exons. The record is from RefSeq and is a predicted model, not a curated record. Bases 151 to 1758 code for a protein of 535 amino acids.